UCUCAGCGUGUGCAUCUCUAACUCUACCAAGCAUCCGCCCACAUUCGCCCCUCCUAGUGACCCUAUGGCGCAGCUCCUCCAUGAGAAACGGAACCCUAGAUCCAAAUUGGCUGAGGGGAUUUCUGGCUCAAUUAUGAGCCGCCUCGCUUCCUCACCGGUGCUACCGCUCGAUGAUGAGGACCUUCUCCAAGAGAUCCUCAUCCGCCUCUCUCCACAACCAUCCUCCCUCCCGCGCGCCUCCCUUGUCUGCCCGUGCUGGCGCAGCAUCCUCUCCAACCACAAGUUCCUCUGUCGCUUUCGCAAGCAUCAUAGGAAACCACCUCUGCUUGGCUUCUUCGCAAGGUGUUUAAUCACUAAAACGACCGUCUUCACUUCCGUCCUUGACUCGCCUGACCGCAUCCCUGCUGGUCACUUUCUCGUGCCGCACAGCCACAACCCAUCCAAGCGGUUGCGCUUCAUGGGAUGCCGCCAUGGCCUCGCCGUCCUAUUUGAAAUGUCACUACAUUCCCCCAUGCCAACAGGUUUGAUUGUGUGGGAUCCACUCACUGGUCAACAACACAACCAUUUGACAAUGCCACCAGGGCUCAAUGGAGACAAAUGGAAGUGUUGGAAUACCACUGUGUUGUGCACUAAUGUCAAAGAUGGGCAUGUGCACGGUGAUUGCUUCUCGAACCCAUUCAAAUUUGUCUUGAUCUUCAACAGAGACACAGAUGCUUCAGCAUGCGUCUAUGAAUCAACAUCUGGUGUAUGGGGAGAUAUUGUCUCUGUGGUGACCAAGAAAGUAAUUUCUCCCCUGAGACCCAGCAUCCUGAUUGGAAAUGUACUUUACUGGUUGCUUGUUGGAGGUGAAGUCCUUGUGCAUGAUUUUGAAAGGCAGAGUCUUGGUAUGAUUGAGAAGCCAGCAGACACACAUAAUGGACAUGCCGAGUUUUCUUAUCAUCUCUUACGGACAGAGGAUAAUGGACUUGGUCUCGCCAUUGUGUCUAAUUUUACAAUCAAAUUAUGGGAGAGGAAAUCCAACCGUGAUGGUGUUGUUGGCUGGGAGUUUUUGAAGAAAGUUGCUCCAUUGGAUGGGUUGUUUCCGGAGCCGAUGCUUAGUGGUCACAUGUGGAUAUUUUUGGUGGGGUAUGAUGAGGACACAAAUGUGAUUGUUCUGUCUACGAUGACUAGCACGUUCAUGCUCCAACUUGAUUCUAUGCAAAUCAGAGAUAUUUCUGUAAGAACUAAUCUACGUCACCCAGUCAUUUAUCCCUAUAGAAAUUUCUAUACUGCAGGUGAGGAGAAGGGUACCCAGCCGAGGACUACUACAACUACACAUAUGGUGAAUUGCGGAAUAUGACAAUGAUAUAUGUGACCUAGAAGGCACAUGUGGGGGCUGGAAUUAAUGAACAUCAUAUAAUCUAAAGCUAUGUAUUUCCUGAAUGCUUGUAUGACCAUCUAUCUAGUAUGGCUAGCUGGAGCUCAAGUGCUAAGAGAUGUAAUAAUCGAUAAAGUUGUGAAUCCUACUUAAGACUUCUAGCCCAAUGUGGCAUGUUAUUCUAAUUUUAAUACCCAUCUAGCUAUUCCA
Molecule: messenger RNA, 1567 nt
Organism: Triticum dicoccoides
Lineage: Eukaryota; Viridiplantae; Streptophyta; Magnoliopsida; Poales; Poaceae
Exons: 3
Coding region: 65-1339 (424 amino acids)
Molecular function (GO): protein binding
Source: RefSeq, a predicted model, not a curated record